Kockovaella imperatae is the source of this 909-nucleotide messenger RNA. RefSeq names its product synaptobrevin-domain-containing protein. The transcript has 7 exons. Gene Ontology annotation, cellular component: membrane. Lineage: Eukaryota; Fungi; Basidiomycota; Tremellomycetes; Tremellales; Cuniculitremaceae. Bases 98 to 781 code for a protein of 227 amino acids. The record is from RefSeq and is a predicted model, not a curated record. Gene Ontology annotation, biological process: vesicle-mediated transport.
UUGUAUGCGUCUACGACACGACCGAGCUCUGAGCAUCGACUUCGGCUGGCUCUGGAACGUCACUGACUCUCGUCUCCAAGCUUGACAACAGUUCACAAUGUCUCUCAUACAUGCCCUGGUCGCUCGCGGGACCACCGUCCUUGCGGAACACGCCACGGGAGGAGCAGAGCUGAAACCCGCUGCUCAAAUUACCAUCUUGUCCAAGAUCCCACCGAACAACAGUAAACUCACGUACGUUUGGCAAGAUAGACUCAUACAUUAUGUUUCCUCGGACGGUGUCAUCUAUCUCGUUAUGGCGGACGACUCAGUAGGCCGUAGAAUGCCAUUUGGCUUUUUAGCAGAGGUCGAGCGCAAGUUCACCUCAAUGUUUUCUUCUGAUAUGGUGAUCUCGGCUGGAGGGCAUAGCUUGGAUCAUGAAUUUGAGCCAGAAUUGAAAAAGCUCAUGGAUCAAUACACUGCAAACCCGCCGUCUGAUCCACUCAAACAGGCCAAGACGGAUCUCGACAACGUCAAAGAUAUAAUGGUGCAGAACAUUGACUCGAUCCUCCAACGAGGUGAACGACUAGACUUAUUAGUGGACAAAACGGAUACACUGGCUGGUCAGGCAUACGCCUUCCGUCGAGGUGCAAGGAGCGUCAGGAGACAACAAUGGUGGAGAAAUCAGAGGAUCACUGUCCUGACGGGCGUCGUUUGCGUGCUUUUGUUCUACAUCCUGUUAGCUCAGUUCUGCGGAGCCAGUCUCACAGAAUGCGGUGCGGAUCAUUCUGGCGAGCCGACCUAGGCAAUGGCCCCUGGUGCCAUCCCGCCCUCCCAUUUUCAUCUCGUGCCGAUUAGACGAAUGUUGUACAAUUCCUAUCCCUCAUUGUAUUGACCCACCCCGACUUUGGACUAUGCAUACCGAUAUCCAUG